ACGUGUGCUUCAUUUCGUCAACAAAAAAUUUGCAACUGGAAAUACAGUUAGAUUACGUUAUUUAGAUGAUCUUCUCUAGCAAGUUCAUACUAGUAGUUGUCGAACGUUUAGCUCAGGAAUGAAAAAUUUAGAUAUCAACAUGCUUUUAAUUUUUACAAUUUUAAUAAUACUAAUGUCUUGUAGUACAAAUUGCGCGAACAAGAACUUGAAGAAGCCAAGCCUAUAUAAUCUGACAGCUUUCGACAGUAAAGGCCAGAAAAUAUUUUUGGAGCAAUUUCGUGGAAAGGUAACACUAGUAGUAAAUGUGGCUACAUAUUGUGGAUUCACUAGAGAUCACUAUCCAGCACUUGUUAAACUUCAAGACAUACUUGGAAGUAAAAAGUUUUCCGUCCUAGCUUUUCCUUGCAACCAGUUUGGAGAACAAGAGCCUGAUUCAAAUGAAGAAAUUGAAGAAUUUGUGAAGCAAAUGUAUAAAGUCAAUUUUCCUUUGUUUAGCAAGAUUGAUGUUGUUGGGAAAUAUGCGCAUUCUGUGUACAAAAAUCUUAAAGCUCAGUUUGGUAAAGAACCAACAUGGAACUUUUGGAAGUACUUAGUAGACCAUCACGGAUAUGUGAUUAAUGCCUGGGGACCAGGAGUUGCUGUUGAAGAUAUUUUUGAUGAUGUAAAAGCUGCUGUUGAAAAAGCUGAACAGUCUACUGAUCCCAAGAAAAAGGGAAAUGUUGAACUUUAGUUUAAAUUUAUAAGAGCCUAGUUGUUUUCUAUACAUUGUAUCAGUGUUGUUUAUUUUCAACUUCUUGCAAAUAUAUUUCUACUUAAAUCAAGUGAGAGACAGUAUAGUAUAUUAAUGUAUAUAUGACAAAUCAAGUACCUUACAAAAACACUUGCUUUAAACUAAUGAAGUUCAAAAAGAAUAUUUGAAAUGUAUAGACAUUUCAGUUUUUAAAUAAUAUGGAAAAAAAAUUAUCUUCUGAAGACAUUAAAUAACAAACCAAAUAACAAAUUGAAUGUUUCGAUGCAUGAAGUUUUAGCUUUUUUAUGUGCUCUGUUUGAAUUGUACUCUGUGAAGAAGUUAUUUAGCUCAAUCUCGGUGCAUGAGUGAAAUUAGUAUGCAUCAAACUUCUGUCUGUUUAAUGUGAAAUAAAAACACUUCUGUGGAUCUUUGUAAUCAUAUAUAUAUGUAUAAUUGAAAAAUCUCCACCUUAACAUACCAAUUUGUAGCUAUCAGAAUAUUAUCUAGAUGUAAUCUUUUAAUUUAAGUCAAAAUGGACACUUGUUUUGUACUUGGUUAUUUUUAAUAUAAGCUUGAUUAAAACAGCUUCAUUUUAAAACAUUCAAGGUAGCCAUUGAAGCUUUGUUCUGUAUUUAUUUAGUACAGCUGUAGAAGCUAUAAUUGAGGGAAUAGAAACAUAUCCAAUGUCUAUAAUUUUUUUUUACUGUUCUUAAUACACUAUAUGUUUACAUUUUUAAUAGUCAGAUAUAUGAUUAUAAUAUAUUGCAUCCAUCUGAAACAACUCUUCCUUUAUUUUUUAAUCUUAAGCAUCAUACUCUGUUAUACAAAUUGUAUUAUAUAGACAAUUUGUAAAUUAACAAAUUUUGGGAUUAGUUUAUGAAAAUGUUUGUUUCUAAGACAUCAGUUUUAAUUUUUUAUUUUAAUUUCUUGAUUUAAAUUUCAAUAGCUUCCCUGUAAUAUUACAGCUGGUGAUGUUUACAUUAAACUGCAUUUCUAAGCAAAACUUUAUUUCCUCUUUUUAUUUUUUUAGCUUUUACUAAAGGUACUGAACAUGCAAAGAUAGGGAUUACCUUUUCUAUCUUUGUAAUAUAUUUCUAUUUACAACUAGCAGAAUACCUGGUGUUGCUCAGAUGAAAAUGGUUUUAAAUAUCCUGAGUUGUUUUGAUUAAAUCAACUAUAUUAAUCAUGAUGUUUUGCUAAAAAAUGAAAAUGAUUUCUUUCCUGACUAAAUAUUUUGAUUAAAAUCAAUAAAAAUAACAAUGUGUGAAAAAAAUAAUAAUUUGCUGAAGCCAUUUUAUUUAAAGCAAAACCAUGUACAUUGCUCCUGUUUCUUGCAUGCACUUUGCAUGAUAUUACAAGUUUCAAAAACAAAAUUCCCUUCCUUUUGGUGUCCUGUUUUCUACUGUGUGGCCAAGUGUUGUUUACAAUAUUUUUCUGACUUUAUUAUCAUUACAUUUAAUUAAGAAUUGAUUUAUUCUCUCCUCAUUGCAACACUAUGUAAAUUUUCGAUGCUAAUUGUUUUUGUAAAAUCAUUGUAUAGCUGAUUCUUGUGAGUACAUGCAAGCAAAGCAAAGGAUAUGGCUGGAGCAAGCCUAUUUAAUUGAGGGAAUGUGCGUACAUGUUUGAGAGAAAACAUCAGCUUGUUUCAGUUAAGAGGAGCUAGAGAGUAGGCAUGUAUGUGUAGAAGAAAUGGAGAGGGAGGGAAAGAGCAUGAAGGCUCCUUGAAGUUUUUAAAUCAUUUUAACAAAUAAUUGAUCAUUGAUAGAAUGAUUAGUAGUCCUCACACAGAGAAGAAAUGUAAAUAAUAGCCCUCUUGAUCAAAUACCAAAACGAAUCUGGCCUUUUUUGAUUUGAGACCAACUGGGGAUUCUGUUUUUCAAAAAUUGCUCUAUUGGUGACUUUGGCCUCAAAUCAGUCUCUGGGGCCACAGCCACAUAGCCCAUGUUACUUCCUGCACAAAGUUGUAUCUGUACUCCGACUUCAGAGUUUGUAGCUUUAAAGCUGUAUCCAUGCAUAAGGAACAGACAUUCACGCAUAUAUAUAAAUGUAUGUAUUUUGUCCACCA
Limulus polyphemus (Atlantic horseshoe crab) is the source of this 2795-nucleotide messenger RNA. Its product is annotated as glutathione peroxidase 7-like. The record is from RefSeq and is a predicted model, not a curated record. Gene Ontology annotation, molecular function: glutathione peroxidase activity. The transcript has 3 exons. Gene Ontology annotation, biological process: response to oxidative stress. Bases 119 to 730 code for a protein of 203 amino acids. NCBI's taxonomy places the organism in Eukaryota, Metazoa, Arthropoda, Merostomata, Xiphosura, Limulidae.